Messenger RNA from Linepithema humile (Argentine ant), 1935 nucleotides. Its product is annotated as solute carrier family 35 member E2A. Gene Ontology annotation, cellular component: Golgi apparatus. NCBI's taxonomy places the organism in Eukaryota, Metazoa, Arthropoda, Insecta, Hymenoptera, Formicidae. The record is from RefSeq and is a predicted model, not a curated record. Gene Ontology annotation, molecular function: antiporter activity.
UACAUUUUUAAAUAUAUUCCUCUUUUUCCUGUGAAAUGCAAAGUUCUGCAUGUACAGUUCAGAAUGCAUUAUAAUAGAAACAAGAAGCAUAGAAUUAAGAAAUAUACUUCGACAACAGAUCAUACUCGGCCUAUAAAAAAAGCCACGAAGAAAGUCAUGUAUUUUGCUUAAAUACGUUCGAAAAUUGUGCAGGAAAUUGUCCGGAAAAUAGUUUGCCGCUCAGUGAGCGCUAAUGGUUUCGCCGGACAGAGGCGAGAACGCGGAACGGCGUAAAAAUGUGAUUUUUUCGCUCGCAAUGCAUUUUGUAAUGCCGUGAGCCUCGCGCUUUCGCGAGGAGAAACAGAGACCGAUGGAGAACUACUCCGUGCGCAUCAAUUAUCCGCAAACCGCUCGCGGGGACCCGGAGGAAUCAUCCACGUCACACGACACCCAGCCGAAGCAGUAUGCGGAUCAUGUCAAAAAGAGGGAGGACGUGAUCGUUCUGACAAGCGACACGAAGGGUGGCUUGUGUAAUCCCAGAGCUCUGCUCUUUCUCACUCUGUGGUAUGUCUUCAGUGGGUGCACCCUAUUUUUAAACAAAUAUAUACUGUCCUACAUGGAAGGUGAUCCCACUAUCCUGGGUGCUUGUCAGAUGUUGAUGACAGCAAUUUGCGGUUUCAUACAAAUAUACUUCCCUUGCGGCAUGUACAAGGCUAGUCCAAGAUUAAUAAGACCUCCGGGAUUUUAUAAACAUAUGACAUUGGUAGGGUGCACAAGGUUUGCGACAGUGGUCUUGGGUCUAGUGUCAUUAAAUUACGUAGCUGUAAGUUUCACAGAAACUAUAAAGAGUAGUGCACCACUUUUCACCGUCCUCAUCAGCAGGUAUUUAUUAGGGGAACAUACGGGAUUAUAUGUAAAUCUGUCUUUGAUACCUGUAAUGAGUGGACUGGCACUGUGUUCUAUCAAUGAAAUUAGUUUCGAUUUUAGAGGAUUUAUCGCUGCUAUGGCCACAAACGUGACCGAAUGUUUGCAGAACGUUUAUUCGAAAAUGUUGAUCAGCGGCGAUAAUUUCAAAUACACACCGGCAGAGUUACAAUUGUAUACCAGUUUAGCGUCAAUUGUGGUGCAAAUACCGGUGUCGUUACUGCUGGUGGAUCUAUCCACGCUGGAGCAUUCCUUGAGCUUUAAGUUAUUUGCGGCAUUCCUUCUCAAUGGAGUAUUCUUCCACUUUCAAAGCAUCACUGCUUAUGUACUUAUGGACUACAUCAGUCCCGUGACACAUAGUGUCGCUAAUACCACAAAGAGAGCUUUUCUAAUAUGGCUCUCCGUUGUUUUAUUUAAUAACCCGGUGACGGGAUUAUCACAGCUCGGCACCGCCUUGGUCAUAGUGGGCGUAUUACUGUACAAUCGAGCACAGGAGUGCGACAGGAUAAACAGAACAAAGUUACGGUAUUCGUCGAAAAUCAAUUUCCAGUAAAAUAAUUCUUUUUCGAAAUCGACAAAGGUUUAUACAUACAGGAGCAGAAAUAUGUGUGUCACUGCACCAAAUGUAUUGCAUUGGUAGUACAAAUGAUGUCCAGUUUUUAUAUAACGAUAUUUCUCGGCGAGUAUAUAUUGAUUUAAGGCAAGAUGCAAUGAAUGCAAAUCAUGUUUAUUGUAUUUCUCGGUUAGUCGGAAAUCAAUUUUUAUAAUCCACUAACAAUAAGAGUAUUUGAUAUUUUUUCAUUACUCUACAACAUAAUAACUGUAUAUUAAUUUAAAGAUGUAAUUCGUUGUUUCUUCAGAAAAUAUCUAUUCGCACAUUCUCAGAAAGGCACAAACAAAACCAAAAGAAAUCGGGACAAGCAAUAACAUGUCAAAGCAUUGUCGUGUCGUAUAGUGUUCCUAAUAUAAAUCUGAGAACUAUGGAAUGUAAAAAUGUUUUAUAAAAAUAAAAUCUCUUUAUAUACCUAUUGA